AUAAAUACACACUUUUUUAAAUAAUGUAUCAAAUAUGGACAUUAUGUCAUGGGUCAAUAUAUCGUGAAUUUACAAAACCGAAAUGGUCACCGAUAUUCCGUAGUUAAGUGUAAUCACAACUAAAUCUUUGUUACCAUGUACUAGUUACAAUAACCGCAAUUAUAAAAGCAUGAAUCAAUACUUGAUUCAGCAAUCAAUGUAAAAAUAAAAAUCACAAAACAAUGAAAAACCUUUUUUUCUUGAUUGAAACAAAUGAGAUUUAUUUUUAUAACCUUAAUUUAAACUAUUUUAAGGACGUGCUUGUACUUUAUGUGGCACUUCAGCGUCGCUGUUUCGCAGUUAAACAUCCUAAAUUCUGAUCUCUCAGGCGCCAUGACAGUCUCUCACUGCCGACUGUACAGAGUCACAAAAGAGGCUGGACAGCUGCUGGUGCUGAGUGUUGGACCAUUGUAUCGUCUUUUGUAUUUAUUUUUCCGCUACCUGAUUCAGUGGAAGGCGAAAUAUUUCACAAGAACUCUAACAAUGGAAAUGCAUCACAGUGGAAAUUCUCGGACCAGGUGUCUGUCUAUGCUUUUUUUUAUCGGCACGUUUGUGACUACGGUGAUGGCUGUAACGCAUUAUUCGGUCCCCGAGGAACUGGAAGAAGGCUCGGUUGUCGCAAAUUUAGCUUCCGAUUUAGGUUUAGACGUGAAAACACUGAUCAGGCGGAAGAUGCGGCUGGAAAACAUAUCGAGCAAGAAAUAUCUGGACCUAAACAAAGAAACUGGAGAGAUUUACAUUGUUGAGAGGGUUGACAGAGAGUAUCUCUGUGCAGUAAAGACAACAACAUGUUACCUAAAAAUGGAGGCUAUCGUUGAGGACCCCCAAAGGAUAUUCUAUAUUGAAAUAGAAAUAAUGGACAUAAACGACAACGCCCCUCAUUUUCGACGAGACACUAUAAACCUGGACGUAAUAGAAUCAACACAAGCUGGUGAGAGAUUUUCUGUUAAUAACGCAGUUGACCCAGAUCUUGGAUCCAAUUCAGUUAAAACAUACCUUCUCAGUGAAAGUGAGCACUUUGAUAUAAAUAUUCAAACCGGAAGAGACGGGUCCAAAUUUGCUGACUUAAUAUUAAAAAAGAGUUUGGACCGAGAAAAGCAAGGGGUACACAAUUUAAUUCUUACUGCAGUGGAUGGUGGGGUGCCCUCACGCACGGGCACAGCCAGUAUCAUUGUUCGUGUGAUAGACACCAAUGACAACGCCCCGACUUUCGAAAAAGAUAAUUAUGACGUUAAGAUCAUAGAAAACUCACCAGUUGGAACUAUUGUUCUUAAGCUGAAUGCUACAGAUUUAGACGAGGGGACAAAUGCACAAAUGGAAUAUACAUAUAGUCUGUACACGUCAGAGAAAACACAAGGAACAUUUAAUCUGAACCCUUCCACUGGUGAAAUAACAGUGAAGGGAAUGUUGAACUAUGAAGAAGUUCGGGAAUAUGAAAUGGAAAUCAUUGCAACAGAUGGAGGGAGUAACCGCUUAUCAGGACAGUGUAAGGUAAACAUCGUUGUAGCAGAUAUGAACGAUAAUCAUCCAGAAAUAUCAAUCAAAUCCUUUCAUAGUCCAGUCCAUGAAAAAACAGAAUUAGACACAGUGAUAGCUGUAGUUAGUGUCAGUGAUAAAGACUCAGGUGACAAUGGAGUAGUUGAUGUUCAUAUUCCAGAUAAUAUGCCUUUCAAACUGAGAGAAUCCUCUGAUAACUAUUAUGAAUUAGUGGUGUCAGAGCCCUUAGACCGUGAGAAGGUUCCAGAAUAUGACAUCACUUUCACUGUUACAGACAGAGGCUCUCCUCCUUUAUCUGACAAUGAAACUAUGACUUUAGAGCUGCUGGAUGUUAAUGACAAUGUCCCACAGUUCCCUCUGUCAUUUUAUACUAUACGUGUGAUGGAGAAUAACGCACCUGGGGCCUUGCUCAGUUCACUCACUGCCUUUGACCCUGACCUCCAUGAAAACCAGUAUCUAGUUUACUUCAUCCUGGAGAAGGAGAUAGCCAACACCUCCAUGUCCAUGUUGUUCUCCAUCAACCCAGAGAACGGUAAUCUUUACGCACUGAAAACUUUUGACUAUGAGAUCGAGAAGGAGUUUCUUUUCCACAUCGAGGCCAGAGACUCUGGCUCUCCUCCACUCAGCAGUAACGUGACUGUACACAUCAUUAUUGUGGACCAGAAUGACAACACUCCGGUUAUUGUCUCUCCGUGGCGUGCGCAUGGCUCAGUGGUGGAGGAAAAGAUCCCCAGAUCCACUGAUAAAGGAUCACUGGUUGCGAAAGUAAUCGCCUUAGACACAGACUCUGUGCACAAUUCUCGGAUUACCUACCAGUUUCUACAAGUGACUGACGCCACCUUGUUCAGUCUGGACCAAUAUAACGGAGAAAUCCGGACUAUGAGGAUGUUCAGUUACAAAGAUCCACGCCACCAGAGAAUGGUUGUUGUUGCUAAGGACAACGGGGAGCCUGCUCUCUCUGCUACAGUCACCAUCAAACUGUCCACAAUGGAGACUGCAGUUAAGGCCUACUCUGACAUGACUGAGGUGCCUCUGGAGUAUGACAUCUUCUCAGACCUGAACCUGUAUUUGGUGAUCGGUCUGGGUUCUGUGUCAUUUCUCCUGCUGAUCACCAUAUUGGUCACCAUCGUGCUCAAGUGUCAGACACCUAAGAGCAGCAAAGCAGCUCCUCCCAGCAGGAACAGUGUGAUCAGUGAGAGGAACUCCACCAUCGCAGAUUCCACUCUGGUGUCCAACGAUGCCUACUGGUACAGUCUGUUUCUAGCAGAGACCAGGAAAGGAAAGAUGGUGGUCAGACAGCCUGUGCCAAAGGGUUCCAGAUACAUCGUGUCCAGUAUCCCAAGAGGAACAGGAAUAUCAGAUACUAGUGACUCAGCAGCGUCUACUCUACAGGUAUGA
This is a messenger RNA of Solea solea (common sole), 2934 nucleotides long. Its product is annotated as protocadherin alpha-C2-like. The coding region runs from base 310 to 2934 and encodes 874 amino acids. The record is from RefSeq and is a predicted model, not a curated record. Gene Ontology annotation, molecular function: calcium ion binding. Gene Ontology annotation, biological process: homophilic cell-cell adhesion. The transcript has a single exon. NCBI's taxonomy places the organism in Eukaryota, Metazoa, Chordata, Actinopteri, Pleuronectiformes, Soleidae. Gene Ontology annotation, cellular component: plasma membrane.